Dioscorea cayenensis subsp. rotundata (Guinea yam) is the source of this 3232-nucleotide messenger RNA. Its product is annotated as chromosome transmission fidelity protein 18 homolog. The coding region runs from base 101 to 2953 and encodes 950 amino acids. The record is from RefSeq and is a predicted model, not a curated record. Lineage: Eukaryota; Viridiplantae; Streptophyta; Magnoliopsida; Dioscoreales; Dioscoreaceae. The transcript is spliced from 24 exons. Gene Ontology annotation, molecular function: ATP binding; ATP hydrolysis activity.
AAGGCUCUGAUGUUCUCCGGAUUCCCUCCAUUUUGUUCUCCGUGUUCAUCGCGUUCACGCCUCCAUUGCUAGGGCAUCAAAGGACAAACCGAGAUCCACGAUGGAGAUCCCAGCUGCUGAUGAGCUUGAAUGGCUGGAAUCCAACUCCUUCUUCCCUGAAGAAGAAGACGAAGAGGAAUUCAUAGUCCCUGAGGACGAAGAUGAAGUUCAAGAGAUCCACGCACUUGAAAGUAGAGAUCAGAGCCCAGUCACUGAGGUUCAGAAUUCCAGGAAGCGGCUUUUGUCGGUGGAUGAUGGGGUACGCGAAGGGGAGAGUGGAUCAAAGAGGAGAGCAUCGGAUGACGAGGAAUGGCUUAGGUACUCUCCGCCUAAACAGGUGUUUGCCAAUGAGCCCACUGAGACUGAUGAUCCGGUGGUAUCUGUUGCCGAGGAGAAGAUCAUCUCUCGAUUUGCUUCGGAUAUUGAAGGGGCUUUCAUACCAGUGACUGGACCUGGUGGUGAUAGGGUCUAUGCUAAAUUGAGCUGUGUGGAGAAGGUCGGAGGGAAGAGCUUGCUCCAUAGAGACAAACCAUCGAACGUUCUGCUUUCGGUGUCCAUUGAUGUUCUGAUGCAAAGAUUGGAACAAGAAACUUUCCAGAAGGCUUUGCAAGAAAGUUUUGGCUCGCCUAAUCAAGAAAACCAAACGACAACUCACACAGUCAGUGGACAGCUUUGGGUUGACAAAUAUGCUCCAAAUUCUUUCACAGAACUCCUUAGUGAUGAACAAACAAAUCGAGAGGUUCUUUUAUGGUUGAAGCAAUGGGAUUCCUGUGUUUUUGGAUCUCAAAUUAGAGCCACUACAGAUGAUGUUUUAACUGCUCUACAUCGACAUUCUUCUAUCACUCAGCAUGAAAGUUUUUCAGAAAGGAAAGGUUUCAACAGGAAUAGGAGAGUUCCAUUUGUCAAGCAAAGCCUCAAGCAUUCAAAUGUUAUGGAUAAAGAAGAUGCCAACUCGAAGGGUAUUUCUGAUGUAUGGAAUAGGAAGUCCACAACCAAUCAACCACCAGAGCAGAAGGUGCUUCUAUUAUGUGGACCACCAGGGCUUGGGAAGACUACACUUGCACAUGUUGCAGCCAGGCAUUGCGGAUAUCGAGUUGUUGAGAUAAAUGCAAGUGAUGAUCGGUCAUCUUCUACAAUUGAGUCAAAAAUUCUUGACGUAGUUCAAAUGGAUUCUGUCAUGACUGAUUGCAAGCCUAAGUGUUUGGUGAUUGAUGAAAUUGAUGGAGCACUAGGAGAAGGAAAGGGUGCAGUCGAGGUGAUCUUGAAAAUGGUAAAUGCAGAAAAGAAGCCCUCUGUUGAAAAGGGUGUUGUUGGUCAAGAAGCUCAACUGGAAAAGUCUUCCUCAAAGAAAGGGCGUAAGGCCAUGAGCUUGUCCAGGCCUGUAAUCUGCAUAUGCAAUGACCUGUAUGCACCUGCUUUGAGACCAUUACGCCAAGUUGCCAAUGUGCAUAUCUUUGUUCAGCCUACAAUCAGCCGGGUUGUAAACAGGCUUAAAUAUAUAUGCAAUAAAGAGGGAUUCAGAACAAAUUCAAUUGCCCUUUCUGCACUUGCUGAAUAUACAGAAUGCGACAUCCGUUCUUGCUUAAACACGCUUCAAUUUCUGCAUAAGAAGAAAGUAAACUUGAAUGUCCUCGAUAUUGGUUCCCAAGUAGUUGGUCGCAAAGACGUGUCACGAAGUUCUUUUGAUGUAUGGAAGGAGGUUUUCCAAAAAAGAAAAUCAAAGCGUGAAAGGAAGUCCUUGAAUGAUGGAAUCAGGCAUCUAGAUUCUCUGUACACCCUUAUAGCAAACCGUGGUGAUUAUGAGUUGACUAUGGAUGGUAUCCAUGAGAAUUUCCUACAGCUAUCUUAUCAUGAUCCAAAGAUGCAAAAGACAGCUCGAUGUCUUGACAUGCUCGGCAUUUCAGAUUCACUGCUUCACUAUAUUUUCCGUACUCAACAAAUGUCACUUCAAGUAUAUCAUCCUCUUAGUGCUGUAGGUAUGAGCUACCUGAUUGCACAAGUGGAAAAACCAAAUAUUGAAUGGCCAAAAUCUUUACAAAGGUGCAGAGCAUUGACGGUGGAAAAGAAAGACUUGUUGAAAAGCUGGCAUAAUAAGAUUUCACCAUCUAUCUCAAGGCAUAUUUCAAUUGAGUCUUUUGUAGAAGAUGUUGUUUCCCCAUUCUUACAUAUUCUUUCUCCACAAACUUUGAGGCCGGUAGCGUUGCAUUUGCUCUCAGAGAGAGAGAAGGAUGAUCUAGCCCAGCUAGUCGAUACUAUGGUUUCGUACUCAUUAACAUAUAAAAACUUAAAACCUGAGCCUGCCCAAAAGUUUUUCAAUAAGUUAGGAGCAUCUGCUGAUGCCCUUGUGCCGUCUCUUGAUCCACCAAUCAACGACUUCACAAACUUCAAGGAUUAUCAGUCGGAGCACUAUGAACUUCCUGUGGCCAUGAAGCAAGUUCUGUUACAUGAGAUUGAGAAGCAGAAAAUUCUACGAGAGAGCAUUGGAAAAUCCACCAAUCCAAGUGAUGAGAGCAACAAUGUGAACGGAGCCUCAUCUUCUUCAGAUGCUCUAGUAAUUCCUGUCAAGAAGACAACAACUGCUUCUGUGGGAAAUGGGAGAGAAAACACAACAGCAUUGACUCAGAGGCAAAAGUUAUCCACCAUCAAUUCAAAACCGGGUUCAGUGCCUGACAAGAAUUUACCAGUCACUGGCAAAAAUCUAAAAGCUCCAGGAAAUCCAAAAAGGCCCUCUGGCAACUUGACAAGUUUCUUUGAUAGGGUUAAGAAAGGGAACAAUGCGAGCUCCGAACAUACUGGAGACAUGUUGAAUAAUACAGGAACAACUGAAAGAGAUUCACGCCCUCUGAUUUUCAAAUAUAAUGAGGGUUACACAAACGCAGUGAAAAGACCAGUCAAAGUGCGUGAGCUACUCUAAUUAUUCACACAUCUUCCCAUUAAAUCUCCCUGAUUGUCAAAUAUGCAGGCCUUUUAUCUUGCAACAUUUUUAUUGUUGUAUGGAUUUAUUCUUUGUUUUCUUUAAAAAAAUAUAUAUAUAAUCAUCCUAUUGUAUUUGCUUGCUACUUUUAUCUUUUUUUGGUUCCCUGGGUACCAUUCACCCAUGCUCAAUUUUGGAUUUGUAUUUUUAUUUUUGUUUUCUAUAAAUAUUUCCUGCUAAUGUAUGAGUUAAAAUAGCAACUAUGUACAGAAUCUCCUA